AUGGAAACGGAAAACAAGAAGGAAAACUUGUUCGACGCCAUUCAGCAUUACGGUCCGUCUGAUGCGGCAGAAAACUUGUUACACUGGCUGCAUUUGCCAUCAGCACAGCUUGCAGGGCUGAUCACUCUGACCGGAGCUCCAAGAUCAGGCAAAACCACGGCGCUGUACGAGCUGUGCCGUGUGUGUUUGCCAUUCGACACUCCAGGAGGCGAGAACAAGACGGUUCUGGUUCUGGAUCUCGACAGCUCAUGGACGAAAAACAACGUCAUCAACUACUUUGUGCUGGAUCAAUCCACUGGUCUGGGUGAAAAUGUGCUUGCCAGUUAUAUUCGCCAGAACCUCGUGAUUGUGAAAACCACCUUCGACCAGCUCGCCACCGAGCUGCAAUCAGACACAAUCAUCGGACACAUUGAAAAGUCAAACAACAGCUCGAAAAUCAGAUACGUGAUCGUGGACUCUUUCUCCACCGGGCUGAAUGGACCUCCUGACGCUCAUAAGAAGGCUGCCUACGACGCCACCAUCGUGAAAAUCGUUCACAAUGCUCUGGAAACACAAAAGAUUCUUCAGAUCCAUAUUGCAUUCACGUUUCUGUACACCACCUUCACAGAUCUCCCCGAAGACGACAAGACUCCCCUAAAACCAGACGAGAUCAUGUCUCGACUCCCGUACAUCAUUCCCGAGCUGGCCUCGGUCAUCAUUGCACUAAUCUUCUUCGACAAGAUCAAACAACAGGUGGAAAUCUGGACGCUUUCGGGAAUCGUCCGUCGUCAAUACUGGAACUUUGCCAGUGACCAGAAAGAGGAAGAAGACACCUGUGAGCUCUUUGAUUUCGAGACCAGUGAUGAAGAAUCUGAAGAGCUUAGCACGUGUUUGUCGCAGCGGGUUUGCAUUUGA
Messenger RNA from Yarrowia lipolytica CLIB122, 894 nucleotides. RefSeq lists its product as uncharacterized. Lineage: Eukaryota; Fungi; Ascomycota; Dipodascomycetes; Dipodascales. The record is from RefSeq and is a predicted model, not a curated record.